AUGCAGGUCACCAUGCCCGAUGAGCGGACUCCUUUGGUGAAGGAUGCAGAGUCCCAGAAGUCCAAGCCACUUGGCAUUUCAAAACUUCUUGCUGGGCUGGUUGGCGUUUUCCUAGCCAGUGCAGAUAAAUCUAUUCUGCUAACGACACAAACCCAAAUUGCAUCUUCACUACAUUCUCCUUCUAAUGCGGCAUUGUUGUUGGUGUCAUACAAUCUUGGGUUUUGUGUUGCGCUACCCGUGAACGAACUCUACAUUAUCUUCGUACUGACAUCGAAUUCUAGCGGCGCUGUCGAUACAUUAUGGCCAUUUGCUUUUGGUCGAUUUGUGGCGGGUAUAGGAGGUGCUGGUAUGACGGACUUACUUUCUGUACUCGUUAAUGAGGUUUUCGACGUCUCAGAGAUCGCCUAUGUGCGAAGCUAUAUCAUUGCUGCCGACAUCUUUGGCCAGGGGUGUGGAGGACCACUGGGGGGCGUUAUUACUGACAGGGUCGGCUGGAGAUGGGCUUUGCUCGGCCAAUCGCCAAUUGGAAUGCUUUGUUUGGUCCUAGCAUAUUUCCAACUUCCGAAAAUUCCCAAGAAUCAUCAUAAGGAGUCUAAGCUGAGCUUAUGGAACUUUGACUAUUGGGGGCUUGGAGCAUUCACCAUUUCAGCUACCACAUUUGUUCUGGGGACCACUGAUGGGAAUUCAGCCUUGGAUGAUAAUAAACCAGCUUUAUUUGCCACUUCGGCUAUCUUUCUGGUGCUCUUGAUCGUCAUUGAAAAAAUGUCGUCUAGACCGAUUAUUCCUCCUUCCAUUAUUGCUGCACCCAGCGUACGAGGCAUUUUCCUGGGACAGUUUUUGUUCUUCAUAAAUGUCAGCACAUUUAUGAAUAAUCUUCCACCCUACUUAGCCCACAUAGACCACCUCACUAAUACAGAGAUUGCCCUGCGAAUAUGGCCAACAGGACUCGGUUUGAUUCUUGGCUCUAUGAUAGCUGGAAAGGUUCUGAGAACGUCUGCAAGAUAUCGCAGGGAGUCCCUCAUUGGGGUAGGAAUUUGUUCUAUAUCCCUUAUUAUUAUGGUCAUUCGCUGGGCAAAUGGCAUCAAAGGAUUCGAGAUCUAUUAUUCCUUCCCCUGGACUGUAGGAGGUGGAAUCUUACUCUCGGCGCAGUUUGUUGCGCUGGCCGUACGGUGUCCUGACCAAAUGGCCAAUGCUACCGCAAUUUAUUGCCUAGUGCAGCAAGUUGGCCAGAUAGUCGGAACCAGCGCUAGCACCACAGUCCUACAACAGCUCUUCGGCCUCCGGCUAGGCGUCAAUUUGAGUGACGCUUUACCCGAAAAGACUCAGAUCAUUCAAAAACUUCUCCAAAACUACGGCUCUAUUACAGAUUUGCCUCAAGUCCUGCAAAACGUCGUUCAAUCUAGCUAUAUCGAGGCUUUUCGUUUAAUUCCAGCUUUGUCGGCGAUCUUGACCAUUACCUGCGGCGUCCUUAUUCUCUUCUCAUAG
This is a messenger RNA of Penicillium longicatenatum, 1485 nucleotides long. RefSeq names its product MFS general substrate transporter. The transcript has 9 exons. Gene Ontology annotation, molecular function: basic amino acid transmembrane transporter activity. The record is from RefSeq and is a predicted model, not a curated record. Gene Ontology annotation, cellular component: fungal-type vacuole membrane. Lineage: Eukaryota; Fungi; Ascomycota; Eurotiomycetes; Eurotiales; Aspergillaceae. The coding region runs from base 1 to 1485 and encodes 494 amino acids. Gene Ontology annotation, biological process: basic amino acid transport; transmembrane transport.